GCAGGGGCUGCCGCGGCUCCGGGAGGAGGCCCUGACAGGCAGGGAUUGGUAAAACGCUGCUUACCAGACUUAGGUUUCCUGUAAAGGAUUUUGACAGGAGGCCUUGCAAGCGGCGCUUAUAGAAAUCCCCAGGGAUUAAUUUUUUAUUAAAAGAUGGGAAAACAAGUAGGGAUAAACGGGUUUCUCAGCAAAGGCGGGAAGUGUCACCAAGCGGGUGCCAGAGGCUUCUCUGGUGUGAUCUGUUGGUCGGUGCGAGUGUCCCGAGAGAGGAGACGGAGGGCAAGGAUGAGAAAUCGCAGACAGAAGCAGAUUUAAGAAUGAUAAUAAAGAAAAAGAGAAAAGAAUUUCAUGAGGAACCUAUACAGAAGAAGAAAAAUGUGAAGACUGUCAUUAAAAUUGAGGAAGAUGUUCCAACUGCCAUUAAAAUCAAGGACAGUGGCAGGCUUGAGACAAAAACAAAGAUAAGGAAAAAGGUACAGUUUAAAGAUGAAUGUUUAGACCAAUUACAACCAAAGAACAAGAAGAAGAAAAAUAAGAAAAAGAAAGUUGGCUCCGAAUUACUCAAAGAAGCACAUUCAGAAAGCUUUGUGAUUGUAAAAGGUCAUCUGGAUUCAGAACUUCAGGAGGAAUCAGAGGAACAAAUUAAAAUUCUCAAAAAGAAGAAAAAAAAAGUCCCAUGUCAUUCAUCCUUAGAGGAUGAUAUUAAGAAAACUGAAUUUUCUUUUAAAAAAACCAAAAAGGAUAGUGCUUUGAAUUUGGAACUGGAUGGUGAGGUAACAAAGAAAAAAAAGAAGAAAGGCAGUUCUUCUUUUUCAUUAGAGGACAUCCAGAACAGUGAACAAAAGCAGUCUGAAAGAGUUUGUAAAAAGCUCCACAAAUACAUUUCACAAGAAGUAGCUUUUACAGGUGAAAACCAUGACACACAUAAUGUCCAGAAUGUUGGGGAGAGUUGUAUGAGAAAAAAGAAGAGGAAGAAGAAGGAUAAGUCUGACUCCUUUUUACCACUAGUAGAUAAUGAGGACAACAUAUCUGGAGUUCCUGGUAGGCCCAUUGCAUUAAGUGACUUCAGAAAAAGGAAGAAGCAGAAUUCCUGGGAAAUUACAUUGACAAACAGGGAGGAAGAGGACACAACUGAGGACUCUGGGAGUAUCAAAGAGACUAAGAAGAACAAGAACAGAAGCAAAUGUGUUUCUUCCUUAACAUGUGAGGAUCAGCUAGACUGCAAUCACAGCAUUCCUGAUAAGUAUCUCUCGGCACAGCAAGAAGAAAAGCUGUCUGGAAAAAAGAGCAGGAAGAAUUUCAAGGCUAGUAAUGAAGUCACCAAGAAGAAAAAGAAAAAAAAGAUUCACAAAGAGGAGGAGGAAACAACAUAUUCAAAAGUUGCUUUAAACAAUGAUAGUGCCUCUAAAAACCAAAAAAUAAGACUACCAGAAAGAAAUAAAAAGAACAAAGAGAGUGAAAUGGAGCGAGCUGAGCGUGUAGCAGAGAAUGCUGUAGAUGGGGCAUUAUGCAGUAGUAAUCACAUGCUCUGUGACAGGAAAGGGAAAAAAAGAAAAGAAGUCCCACCACAGGACUUGGCUGAACAACCAGGUUCAGAAGCAAAUACAAAAAAGACAAAGAUCAUUACAGAAGACACAGGGAAUGAGUCGCUGGAACAUCUAGAUGGUGUAAUUAUUGUGCAGGAAAAAAAAGGAAACUGUGAUGAAGUUAACAUAGACAAGGUGAGGCGGCAGGCUCUGCAAGAAGAAAUCGAUAGAGAAUCUGGCAAAACAAAGGUUUUCAGUCCCAAAGUGGGACAGGAUACAAAGUUUGGACAGUGGAGUACAGCUGCUUUUAAAAGUUCUGAGGAAGAAAUGAAGUUUUUCAGACUGAUGGGUGGCUUUAAAAAGGGCUCUGGGCCUAUCCAAAAUCUCUCAGCAACUACAAACAAACCGAACAUGGCUCUGAACAGGGAAGGGCAGGAGAAGUUACAGCAGGCUCUGAAGAUGGAGUUUGAUAAAGCAAUGGACUUGAAGCAACAUAGAGGAAUUGGUCUUGGAUUUCAACCUAUUGCCAACAAAAGAGGAUACAUAGACAAAUAUACAUCUAGAUCUAUAAAAUUUGAAGAUUAAAACUCUGAAGUAAUAAAAAGAAUGAAAAUUCAGCAGGCAAUUUUUUUUUUUACUUUCCAGAUCUUUUUACUU
Molecule: messenger RNA, 2183 nt
Organism: Neopelma chrysocephalum (saffron-crested tyrant-manakin)
Lineage: Eukaryota; Metazoa; Chordata; Aves; Passeriformes; Pipridae
Gene: KNOP1
Product: lysine rich nucleolar protein 1
Exons: 5
Coding region: 318-2111 (597 amino acids)
Source: RefSeq, a predicted model, not a curated record